This is a messenger RNA of Saccostrea echinata, 567 nucleotides long. Its product is annotated as angiopoietin-1-like. The record is from RefSeq and is a predicted model, not a curated record. Bases 1 to 567 code for a protein of 188 amino acids. NCBI's taxonomy places the organism in Eukaryota, Metazoa, Mollusca, Bivalvia, Ostreida, Ostreidae. The transcript is spliced from 5 exons.
AUGUGUCAAAGGGAAUGCGUCUUCUUUGGUUUCAACUCUCAAAUGAAGAAAUGUCGUACCCACAAGAAAAGAUUAACAUCUGAGAUGUCUGAUGAGGCCGGUUGGAGAUACUACUCUGUUAACUUUAUUCCCUUAGAUUGUAAGGAUCUUCACGCAGAUGGUUACACUGAUACAGGGGUGUAUGACAUUUACCCCCAUGGCACAAUUACCAGUCCUGUCAGAGUUUUCUGCGACAUGGAGACAAUGGGCGGAGGAUGGACGGCAAUUCAGAAACGCGUAAACGGAUCCCUGAGUUUUAACAGGACCUGGACGGAAUAUAAGAAUGGUUUUGGUUCACCUGAACAGGACGUCUGGGUUGGAAAUGAUAUAAUCCAUCAGUUAACAAAAGAAAACAACUCAUUCCUCUAUGCUGCCAUCACUCUCCACAAUGGUACAAGGCUGUAUGAGUUGUACGAUCGAUUCUCGAUCUCCGAUGAAACAGAAAAAUACCAACUCUUUCUUGCAGGACCGGCCACGGGAACCUUAGCUGCUGAAAAAAAAAAGAGACAAAGAGACAUGUUUCUCUAG